AUGCUGCCAAAGAGAGCUCGCAUGGAUAGCAUUCGGGGACCUAUCGCAAAUGGACCCCUACAAUCGAGGCCCUUAGUGGCUCUACUAGACGGUCGCGACUGCACCGUCGAAAUGCCAAUACUGAAAGACGUCGCAACAGUGGCAUUCUGCGACGCGCAAUCCACCUCCGAGAUACAUGAGAAAGUUCUGAACGAGGCCGUCGGAGCGUUGAUGUGGCACACCAUUAUUCUCACCAAGGAGGACCUCGAAAAGUUCAAGGCUCUUAGAAUUAUCGUGCGCAUCGGCUCGGGCGUCGAUAAUAUUGACGUCAAGGCGGCCGGCGAAUUAGGUAUAGCAGUAUGUAACGUGCCUGGUUACGGCGUAGAGGAAGUAGCAGACACGACGCUCUGUUUAAUAUUGAACCUUUAUCGGCGGACCUAUUGGCUCGCGAAUAUGGUCAGAGAUGGCAAAAAAUUUACAGGUCCAGAACAAGUCCGAGAAGCGGCCGCGGGCUGUGCGCGCAUCCGAGGCGACACGCUCGGUAUUGUAGGUCUCGGUCGCAUCGGGUCGGCGGUCGCGUUGCGGGCGAAAGCGUUCGGCUUCACGGUCAUCUUCUACGACCCAUACUUACCCGACGGCAUCGAGAAAUCUCUCGGGCUUACGCGGGUGUAUACCUUACAGGACCUAUUAUUCCAGAGUGAUUGCGUGUCAUUACAUUGCAGCUUAAAUGAACACAAUCAUCAUCUUAUCAAUGAGUUUACUAUUAAACAAAUGCGUCCCGGCGCGUUCUUAGUGAACACAGCGCGGGGCGGUCUAGUGGACGAUGAGGCGUUAGCGGCUGCCUUAAAGCAAGGUCGCAUCCGCGCCGCUGCACUGGACGUGCACGAAAAUGAGCCCUUCAACGUCUUUCAGGGUCCACUGAAAGACGCUCUAAACCUGCUGUGUACGCCGCACGCGGCAUUCUACUCGGAUGCGUCGGCGCAGGAGUUGCGCGAGAUGGCCGCUUCCGAGAUCCGGCGAGCUAUAGUUGGCCGUAUACCAGACUGUCUGAGGAACUGCGUCAAUAAGGACUACUUCCUAGCGGGCAGUGGAACGGGCGGUGGGCCGAUAGCGGGUGCGCCGCCGGCCACGUAUAGCAGCGAGGGAAUGAACGGCGGCUACUACAGCGGUACGCAGGCCGCGCACUCCACCACCGCUGUCCAUGAGCCGCCCGCUAUUCCGCCCCAACCAGCGCCGCAGCCCUCUAACCCGCAGCCGCCCAUUUCGCUGCCACCAAUUAACACAUCGGACCCGGCUAAUCAUCAAAUGAAGCAGGAAAGCUCUGACGUGCACUAG
Messenger RNA from Leptosia nina, 1314 nucleotides. The record is from the annotation of a GenBank genome assembly. Lineage: Eukaryota; Metazoa; Arthropoda; Insecta; Lepidoptera; Pieridae.